Molecule: messenger RNA, 957 nt
Organism: Didymodactylos carnosus
Lineage: Eukaryota; Metazoa; Rotifera; Eurotatoria; Philodinida; Philodinidae
Source: the annotation of a GenBank genome assembly
AUGUCAACAGUUCUUCGAUGCGAUAAUAAAGAAGUUGAAGUUGUACAUCGUGGUUGUCAACCAAAUCAAUCCGAUGAUUAUAUUCAAUUAGGCGAGGGUUCGUUAUGGGAUAACGAAGCACAGAUUUUAUAUUGGAUUGAUAUUACUGGACAAAAAUUAUUUGUUUAUGACCCGAUAGUAAACGAGGAAAAAUGUAUUCGUUUACCACAACCACCAGGAACAGUUGUACAAACAAAAGAGAAAGGAAUAGUUUUAGUUCCUUGUGCUAAUGGUUACUACUUUGUGAAUACUUUAACCAGUGAAGUUAGCUAUACUGGUAUUGAUCCGGAAUCACAUCUUCCUAACAAUCGCUUCAAUGAUGGAAAAUGUGAUCCACGAGGACGUUUAGUUGCUGGAACAAUGCAUGUAGAUGCUAAAACAAAACACACAGGUGCAUUAUAUUCAUUAAAUGAAAAAUAUAACGUAACAAAAUUAUUAGAUCGAGUUAGUAUAAGUAAUGGUAUUGUUUGGAGCAAAGAUGGUCAUUGUAUGUAUUACAUUGAUACAUUCGAAUACAAUGUUGUAUCAUAUGAUUAUAAUUUAAAUGAUGGUACAAUUAGUAAUCGUCGUGUUAUAUUUGAAUUUGAAGAAUCAAAAUAUGGUUCACCUGAUGGUAUGACCAUAGAUGAAAAUGAUAAUUUAUGGAUUGCAUUUUGGAAUGGUUCUAAAGUUAGACAAUUUGAUCCUCGACAACAAAAAGAGUUAAGUGAAAUUAAUUUACCUGUAAGAUUUGUUACAAGUUGUGCAUUUGGUGGAAGUGAUUUAAAUGAUUUGUAUAUAACAUGUGCUGCAAGUGAAAAUAAGAAAGAUUUUGAUUUUGCACCGUUGGCUGGUUCAUUAUUUGUUGUAAAGAAUAUUGGCGUUAGAGGUGUACCAUCCGUACCAUUUGCAGGAGAUGUCAAAUCGUUUUUAAAGUAG